GUACUUUGAAUUUUAUGACGGCCCUUUGGAGUACAACUCUACAAAAUGCCUGGAUCUAAGGCGGGAAAUAAUGGAGUUGAAGGUUCUCUCGCUAACGAAGCAGACAGAACUGUUUGAAAGGUGGAAGAAUCUUCAGAUAUGCAAAUGGGAGAUGAAUAUCACCGAAGCCAACUUCUUCAAGUCUACUUUGUCCAGGUGCUGCAAUGCACCAGCUUUCCUCUUCACAACCCAAAAGAACACGCCCCUGGGAACAGAGCUGAAAUACGAAGUAGAUACCAGCCGCAUCUUCCAUAUCAACAAUGAAGUAUUCAGAAUGUUUCCAAAGGAGAUGCCCUACUAUCGUUCCCAGUUUAAGAAAUGUGCAGUGGUUGGAAAUGGAGGGAUUCUGAAGAACAGCCAGUGCGGCGGUGAGAUCGACAGUGCCGAUUUUGUGUUCCGGUGCAAUUUGCCCCCCAUAUCAAAGAGAUACGUUGCAGACGUUGGUGUAAAGACUAACAUUGUGACGGUGAACCCCAGCAUAAUUACUGAAAGGUUUCAGAAGCUAGAGAAAUGGAGGAAGCCUUUCUACGAUGUCUUGAAAGUGUAUGAAAAUGCCUCCGUGUUGCUUCCUGCCUUCUAUAACACCCACAAUACCGAUGUCUCCAUCCGGGUCAGGUACGUCCUGGAUGACUUUGAAUCAAAGAAGGCUGUCUAUUUUUUCCACCCCCAGUAUCUCAUUAACGUUUCACGCUACUGGCUGAAUCAAGGGGUGCGGGCAAAGCGUGUCACCACAGGGCUGAUUCUUGUGACAGCUGCCUUGGAGCUGUGUGAAGAAGUGCACCUUUUUGGAUUCUGGGGUUUCCCCAUGAACCCCUCAGGGAUAUUUAUAACUCAUCAUUACUACGACAAUAUCAAACCUCGGCCCGGAUUCCAUGCAAUGCCUUCAGAGAUCUUCAACUUUAUCCACAUGCACACCAAAGGGAUUUUAAGAGUUCACACGGAUGCCUGUAACUUUCUCUGAUCCGGUUCAUUGGAUGGUUUUUGGAAAUGAAAAGAUCACCAAAACAUCCAGGUGUUUUUUGGUUCUUUGCCACAUUCUGAAGAAAAAAAGUGGUGGGGGCGGGGGUGGGGAUAAAUAUGUCAACUGGGCAGGUGUUCGGUGUAAAAGAAUUUUAAUGCUUCAAGAAAAUUAUGCAAUAAUAGUUGAGCUUACAUUUCUCGUAAGGUUUGCUUUCCUUCAGAGUUGGUAUUCUGCUACCAUCUUUUGCUAACCAGCCAUGUUGGAUUGCUGUCUUUUGGGUGAAGCACAUCUUAGUGUUGCAGGAAUGAGGGUUCUGUCCUAGAGCCUGUAAUGAGUAAAGCACAUUACCUAAAGGUUUUACAGUAGAUACACAGCACAUUGCUGUAGUGAUUCAGUAUUUCAGGUCCAGGAAGACACCAAACGUGAACAAUAGGAAAUCUGGGUGGGUUGUUUUGCAAAGCAGUUGUGAUUCCUGACAGGUUUCGUGAGAGAAGUGCUAUAAGAGACAUUGUUUCUGUACUCUAGUUUCCAUUCUAGUUUCCACACAGAUAACACUGGCAUGAAGAAGAUGGGCAGUGAUGCUUGAAGGGAUACACAUCUCUUCCCCUUCUACCCAUAGAUCGCCUUCUCGAACUGCUGCAUUAAGCUUGACUAUGUUCAGCUUACUUCCUGUACAAUCUUGGAGUUAAUGACCAAAAAAUCCUCCUCUUCAAAGCAUGAAAUGUUGUACUAAUACCCAACCAGGAGGCCAUGAUGACCAAAGCAGGAGUCCAUGAGGUAGAUGUAGAUGAAGUUCUCUGGAGCAAAAGAGUAUGUGCAACAGGGAACUUCUAAUGUAUGUUAAGAAACUGUUGGAUGGAAAACACCCUUGGAGAAGAUAAAUCAAAGCUGGCCUGAUCAGUAUGAGGGUAAUACAGCUGAGAGAACAGCUGGCAGUAGGCAUUGUCUCUGAAGCAAUUGCUAAGAGAUGAAAUGGCGGGGGGGGGGGUGUUGUCCCACUGGACAACUAUCUGGCUAGAUUAUAGUAAAAGUCUGUCUUGUCCAUAGUUUUGUUUCCUGAGGACCCUACACAAUGUCCAGAAAAGACAUGAUGAAGCUGGAGAAACUAUCAUUCUGAGUGUUUUAUACAGGGGGAAUGAGUGUUAGGUGGUUCCUUUCAUAGCUGGCAAGCUAAAAAUGGGCAGGCAGGGCAUUUGGAUUCACUUGGGCCUUGGAGUUGAGAGAGAAAUAGACUCGGGACAGUGUAUAAGUCUGGGUGGUGGGACUUUCCAGAGGAUAGUGGGAUGUUGAAGAACUUUAGGGUAUCACAGAGCAGGGCAUAGGUUAUGGUUUAGCCCAGUUUAAUCAGUGCACAGAGCAGUCAUGAGAUACGUAUGAUCCGUCUUCUAAGGCAGAGGAUGACAAUCCUUUUGGUCUAGGUGUGUUUUUUAGACCCACCAUGCCCAAAAACUGCAGUGAUGGGGCAACAUGGUCAUGAUGUCAUGCAAAGUUGGAGAAGCAAAAGUUACGAGGGGGAGGUGGCUGAUUUGGCUUAUUAUAUCUUUAAUUUCUUGUCUGAAAUUGGAUUGGAAUUAUAGGCUGAAUUUUCCAUGAUUUGCUGUUGGACUUUGGCAGUGUACAUCUCAGGGACCUGAAGGUUCACAAACUCACCUUGCUUCAAGUCAGAUUUGCCAUUACAUGACAAGAAAGUGUCUAUUUCAUUAUGUAAAACCAUUUCACCUACUUAAAUGUGUUGUUCGGUAAUUGGACAAUGUUUCUAUCCAUCUCAGACAAAGGAAGCCAGAUUUUUCCACUUAAUACAAUUCUCGGAAGUUAAACCAAGUAAACAGAAAUUCCUAAUUUGAAUGUCUGUUAACUUUUUGAAACUUUGGAAAACUCUCUUCAGCGGAGAAAUGUGGCUUCCUUUGCAUGGCAUGGACAGAAUAUUUGUCUACUUCCUGAAGAAAAACAAUAGCAGAACAAUAAAAAUAAAGUAUAUCUAUUUUUGUAGUUUUUAUGUAGUAACACUCAGAAAUUGAGCCAUGUUGGGGAUAGCAGUAGAUACAUAGGUUUACACAGAUAUGUGCCAAAGUCCAUCAGCAAACACGGGAUGGGACAUCUAUAUGUGUUCUGCUAAAUACUUGCAUGGAGUCAACAUAUGUGUAGCUGAACACAAUCUGUUUCUUGAAUGAUCAGGCACCUUACUAUAGCUGGGUGUAGCUGCUAGGCAGAUGUUAGUAAUGGAACUAUUGAAGUUAGCUUAUGGUAAAAUAGAAAAUCACUGCACAGGAAAAAAAUAAAUUACACAGAAUCUUAAAAUAGAACAUGCUAAUGGACCUGCAGCAACCAGCUUCUGAAAAGACACACUGAAACAAUAUUCUUCUGCUUGCCUGUUCAAAAGCAGAUAAGGAAUGGAGCCAAUCUAAGCUGCUAAGGAAGCCUGUUCUGUAUCUGAGGUGCCAGCAUACAGUAGCUAAGAUAAUUUGCUUUGGGCAUUCACUUCUAUUCAGCUGAUACUCAUCUGAACACAUACAGGGACUCCCUCCUGUGUCUGUUUCACAAACACAUCUAACGUUCUCUGAAGCACAAGUAAGCAAAGGCUGAAGGUCCAAGCAGUGUGGUUGACUGGAAUCUCCUACAGAAGCACAAGAACAUGAUGCCAAGUCUUGGCUCCCUGAUAGUCUUACCCAAAGGAAAGGUGCUAGAGUUUGUUACAGAAACUCAUGCUUGGGUCUGAAUUCCUGGUGACUCAGGGACUGGCUGUCUCUAAUCAAGGAGAAGACUGCCGUUCAAAGCCUGUAAGUUGUUUCUAGAACAGAUGUUAGGAUAUAUCAAGGAUCCAUUAGAGAUGUUUUCCAGGAGUGGAUUGUGACUGGCAAUAGGCGUAGAGUACAGGUAGUCUUCAUUUAGCGAUCACAAUUGGCACUGGCAACUUGGCCAUUAAUCAAAGCAGUCGCUAAGUGAAAGAUCAUGCUUUUACGAUCUUCCUUCAGCUUUCCUUUGGUUUACAG
Messenger RNA from Python bivittatus (Burmese python), 3990 nucleotides. Lineage: Eukaryota; Metazoa; Chordata; Lepidosauria; Squamata; Pythonidae. The record is from RefSeq and is a predicted model, not a curated record.